Molecule: messenger RNA, 2154 nt
Organism: Suncus etruscus (white-toothed pygmy shrew)
Lineage: Eukaryota; Metazoa; Chordata; Mammalia; Eulipotyphla; Soricidae
Gene: PPEF1
Product: protein phosphatase with EF-hand domain 1
Exons: 17
Coding region: 1-2154 (717 amino acids)
Biological process (GO): detection of stimulus involved in sensory perception
Cellular component (GO): cytosol; nucleus
Molecular function (GO): protein serine/threonine phosphatase activity; protein binding; calcium ion binding
Source: RefSeq, a predicted model, not a curated record
AUGGCGGGGAAGAGGGAGAGUGCAGAUCAAAGGGGCCAGCUGGUGCUGGUGUUUGCUACCUUAAACUCAAGGGAGGCAGCAGAGACUGUAUUAAAUGUCAUUCGCUCUCCAGAAACCCGCAAACAAAGCAAUAUGAGUAUCACCAUAGUUCAUUUAUACAGCCUGUACAUGCUCCACAGGGAGUGGCUUGCUUACCCUCACUCCCUGAAAGCCGCACUAAUCAUCCAGAACUGGUACCGAGGGUACAGUGCUCGGCUGAAGAUCAGACAACGCUACGCACUCACCAUCUUCCAGUCCAUCGAAUAUGCUGAUGAACAAUGCCAAUUACAGCUAUGCAACUUCUUUUCCUUCAUGUUGGAAAACUAUUCACGUUUACGAGAGAGUAAUCUAGGGAUAAUUAGUCGACUUUUUGGAACCUUCAAGCAGAACAGGGGUCGAGAUGAGUUUGUGGAGUUUAUUGAAAUACCACCAUCCUAUAAUGGUCCUCGACUACAAUUUCCUCUUACUUUUAAUGAUCUUGACUUACUUCUUGAAGGCUUCAAGGAACAAAAGAUACUUCAUGCUUAUUAUGUCUUAUCCGUGCUGUUUGAAACCAAGAAAGUGCUGAAGCAAAUGCCAAAUUUCUCUCAUAUAAAAACUUUACCCUCCAAAGACAUAACCAUCUGUGGUGAUUUGCAUGGAAAACUUGAUGAUCUUUUUUUGAUCUUCUAUAAGAAUGGUCUCCCUUCUGGAAACAACCAGUAUGUUUUUAAUGGUGACUUUGUAGAUCGAGGAAGGAAUUCCAUGGAGGUCCUUAUGAUCCUGUUUGUGAGUUUUCUUGUAUACCCCAAUGCCGUGCACCUGAACAGAGGGAACCAUGAAGAUUUUAUGAUGAAUAUGAGGUAUGGCUUCACAAAAGAGGUUCUGUAUAAGUACCAGAUGCAUGGGAAAAAAAUUCUAGAAACACUGGAAGAUGUCUAUUCCUGGCUCCCAAUUGGCUCCAUCAUUGACAAUGAAAUUCUGGUCAUACAUGGUGGAAUAUCAGAGUCUACAGACUUGAAUUUACUUCACCAGUUACAAAGAAGCAAAAUGAAAUCUGUGUUGAUACCACCAGUUUCACUAACUAAAGACUGUACAGAUUUAAGGGGAAUUGAAGGAGGUUCCUCCUUUCCAAAUCAAGAUGUAAGUGAAGGCGAGGUCUUAGCUGAACAGCUAACAAGGCGUGGAUGGGAACAGAUCGUCGAGAUUCUAUGGAGUGAUCCCAGAGACAAAAGAGGCUGUUACCCCAACACAAGCAGAGGAGGAGGCUGCUAUUUUGGACCGGAUAUUUCCUCCAAGAUUCUCAGUAAAUUCCAGUUGAAGAUGCUCAUUCGAUCACAUGAAUGUAAGCCUGAAGGGUAUGAAAUCUGCCAUGAAGGGAAGGUUAUUACUGUAUUUUCGGCCUCUAAUUACUAUGAAGAAGGCAGCAAUCGGGGAGCCUACAUCAGAUUGAGUGCUGGUUUGGCCCCUCGAUUUAUCCAAUACCAAGUAACUAAGUCAACGAUUGCAAGACCGCUUUACCAAAGGGUGAAUAUUAUUGAAAGUAGUGCUGUGAGGAUACUAAAGGAGAGAAUGAUUUCACGAAAAACUGACCUCAUUCAUGCAUUUGAACUUCAGGACCGCUAUAAAUCAGGUAAAGUUACCUUGAGCCAGUGGGCUUUUUCUUUGGAGAAUGUUUUGGGAUUGGACCUGCCUUGGAGAUCCCUGUGUACACAUCUGGUGAAAACAGAUGAAAAUGGAGAUAUUGAGUACAUGUCCACCUUUGACGAUGUCCACAUUCAGAAUCCCAUGAAAGAGGUUCAGUCUUGCUUAAUUGAGACUCUGUACAGGUACAGACCUGACUUGCAAAUCAUCUUUAAUGUCAUGGACUCUGACAAUUCAGGCCUGAUAUCCAUAGACGAAUUCCGUGCCACCUGGAAACUAUUCAACAGUCACUAUAUUACUCACAUUGAAGAGUCCCAAGUUGAUGUGAUUGUUGAAAAAAUGGACAUAAACAAAGAUGGAAGCAUUGACUUUAACGAGUUUCUAAAGGCUUUCUAUGUAGUGCAUAAACUAGAUAACAUGCCAAGCAAACCAAGCACCGCACUUGACAGGAGGAGCCAUGAAUUUGUCUCAUUACCACGUGCCUCCUUAUAA